AUCAGAGAUAGGAGAUCUUAAUAUUGAAAAUGAUAAUAUAGUUCAGAACUACAUAGAGAAUAAUAAUUUUUAUUAUGACUAGAUGCCAAGAGUUAGUGAAACCCAUAUUGAGUAAUUGACAUACCGAUCUCUUGGUAAAACGUACCCUAUUUUAACUGCUGGGUAUACUGUCCAAUUAUUCCAGUUCUUAUGGUACUACUAAUUAUAAUAAUAAUUAUAUAAUAUAAAAGUACCAAUAGCUUUAUAGUCUUUAUUUCAAUAUACAGGCUUGCAACCCAUCAAAUACCCAUACGAUGUGAACCAUACCCAUUGACCUUGAAAUCACUACUUUCAUUACAAGUUGUUAGACUGCAAAGCUUCUCAGGAAAUAUUUCGCACUUUUGAUAAACCACACAGUCCAAGGAUAAGCUGCUCCCGUAUCUCUUUAGCCACAUAUAAUAACUUAUUUUGUCCGAUAUAUAAGUUAGGACUGCAUCACCUAGCUUGGGAUUUUGGAGAGGUCAAUCCAUUAGUCCAGCGAUCACUACUUUAUGAGUGUAUCCGGCUUCAGUUCUUUCGGUUGAGUUGACUUGGCUCAAAAAUUACAUGCCGGUAGUAUGUCUUCUACCCCAAGGUCGCUCUACCUGUAUCUUUCGAGGUGUAUCAAAUGCACACGGACGCGACCUGCCACCAUGGCAAUAGCCGUCACAGAGACGUGUGAAUAGCGGUUACCGAAAUGGACUCUGCGACUCAUUGUUGCGUCAGUUUCCACAGCAGUUGAUGCUUUUAUGGAUUUGACACCUUGACACCCUUCAAUUUAUCAUAAUAUUAUGUUACUCAGGCAGAUAACAAGUUCAACCCAAGUGCUGAGUAAUCUGAGCCUUGACAAUCCUCACCCGUGAAUUAAAUUCUUAGCGGCAAACUGUCGACUAUUCUAAUCCAGUUCCGGGCUCUACCCAUCCUGACAGCUAGCACCUCGCCUUCCUCAUCCCACGCACACACUCUCUCUCUCACCCUUCGCGCCCCCACCGCUUGGUUCCACUCCCCUCGCCCAGCUCACUAUUCACCAUCAGUCCACGAUAGAAUCGCCCGACAUUCCUCUUCCACCAUUUCUUCCUUUACAUCAAUUGCCAUUGUGAUAUAAGUUAAAGCGGCGGACAUGUCAUCCUCCAAUAAAAUUGGAGAGUCCACCCAUGUUAAACCCGACAUUAGCCCUUGCGAUGCGCCUGAAAUAAGGGGCAUUGUAGGGCAAAAGGAAAACUGGGGAGGGUGGGCGACUACUUUAAACGAUGCGGUAAGUUUUUGUCGUUCACCACCGUAUUUAUGGCGUCUAUUCUAAUGCGACUCUGGCAGCCCAUCUUUGAAUAUAUUAUGCGCCAGGUUGGUUGUGAAAGUGUCGCCGUGAGAGAACUUUAUUCUAUGGAGGAGGAUUACCUCCGAGAGGAGAAGUAGGUCGUUAGAAUGCCAUGCGAUUUGCGCCGAGCAUUAUUGCUAAUCAAUCCAAAUUAUCAGAUCUUGCUUUGGUAUUAUUUUUCUCAUGCCAUAUAAUGAGCAUUACGAAACUCAAGCGGGGGAGGAACUGGCGAACCUCCCUGCUGGAAUGUGGUAUAGUAACCAAGUACGAUAUCUCCCUCCUGCCCAACAGCUUCCUCCCCUCUGACACCUACCUUAUCUAUAGAUUGCCGAUAAUGCCUGCGCCUCGUAUGCGCUGCUAAACAUCUUGAUGAACCUCGACAACGUACCCUUGGGCACACAACUCGAGGGUUUCCGCGAGUUCACCCUUGGGCUCCUGCCCCCUCACAGGGGCCAGGCAGUCGAUGGAUUUAAAUCAAUCAAGAAUGCGCACAACUCAUUCUGCUUCCGUUACGAAAUUGAGGAGGCGGAUCUGAUCCUCUACGAGGAAGCCGUUGGGGACUCGGACUCCAAGUCCGAACUAAAACCUAGGGACAAUCAUAAGCGUAAAAAGGCCAAAGAGAGCGAGGCAGAUGUAGCACAGGACCAGGCCGACCAAAUCGAUGGUCCUCACCAUUACAUCGCAUAUGUCCAAGUAGGAGGUUGCCUGUGGGAAUUGGACGGUCUCAAACAAACACCAUUCAAAGUGGGAGAUUGCGACAAUGAAAACUUUGCAGUCUGCGUCGGCAGUCGUAUGCGUGAAUUGACUUCCAGGUGCUCUGAUUUGAGCAUCGACUUCGGCAUAUUCGCUCUUGAACCUGCAAAGGCACCUCAAUUAGACAAGCAACAUCAGGCCAACGCGAGGGAGAUAGGCGCCAUCGAGCGCAAGCUACAGGAUACGGAUCCUCACUCUUCCUUGGGCACGGGAGAUCUAUUAUCGGGCCUCUUAAUUCUCCCUCCCCUCGAUACGGAUGAUUUUGGACAUCAAGAUGGGAUGGCGGCAGAGCGACUAGUGGAACUCCGCACCAGUUUGAUCCAGGAGCAGAAGAAAAUCGAGGCUGAAAAGGAUAGACUUUUCAAUGAAGAGUCUAGAAAGGCUUUGGAGCUGGCAAGAAACCGGCACGAUUACGAACCGUUCAUCCUCACAAUGGCAACGAUGGUCUGGGAGAAACAGCAAGCCCAGCCAAAAACAAACAAUAAACCAAAGAAAAAAGGAAGGAAAGGACGUUGAUACUUAUCCCGUCCAAUCCCUUACUCUUUUCCUGUCACCUUCCUUGCAUCCCGGCUUUCCAGAUUCACCUGUUUUGUUUUCUUGUUAAAUGGCAUGCUGAACCGGCCGGCUUGGUUUGGUUUAGUUCGGUUCCGUUUGCUAUGCUUUUCCCUCUGGCUUCUGCCUUUUACGUCGUCUUCACGAUUAAGCUUUUAGGACCGUUCUAUCCGGCUUGUGCUUCCCAGGUUGGAGUGCUUCGGCAUGCGUCGGUCAAGUGUUCUGCAACAAUCUGUCUAAUUCUGUUUGGGCAAUUACCGGUAUUUGGUUGAUUCUCCUCUUCAUUUGGGGUGUCCCAUUCUUUGUUUCCGUCUUCACGGGGGGGCCAUUCCCCCUAGACACAUAUAUUCUUCUUUUCAAGUUUUACAUUCCACCGCAUUGUCUGUUGCAGUAGUUCUGUUCGCCUGCGAGUUGGUUGUCUUUACGCCCGCUUUUUGUGUCCCCAUCUUUUCCACUUAUCUCUCAAAGAACCCUCCUUGUGGUAACUCGUACUGUACUUCGCGGGGAGGAAAAUGUAUAGCCAAGUCUCGGCUAUCAAACAUAGAUAUUCUGUUGGCCAUAUUCGCCAUACUUCCUCCUACCCCGAAGCAUGAUAAACCAUCUCACUUUCACCUUAUUCUUUUUUUCUUUUUUUCCCUUUACAACUCUCAUCAACACCCCCUUUCUCUCCCGACCCACUCUAUCAGGUUUGCCGGCUUUUAUUCUGCUCUCCAGGCUCUUUCGCUCUACUAUACUGUACUCUAGCCAAACGAGCAAUAAAUAAUGAUAAGAAACAAAGCACCAAGCCCGUAGCCAAAAUGCCAUCACAACCUAUCACUCAUUCACUACUACUAUAGCAAGAAAUAGCUCAUGCGUCCACAGCGCGCCAACCCUGCACCGAACAUCCCAUUCUAUUCGUACAGUACAGUACUCACAUACCCUAAUUAGCCAAGAACGCCUCCACCAGUUGAUACCUUGCUUGGGUCCUCCCCAGAUAUUUGAGAAAACAUUUGAAAUCCGGUCGAUGGCAAGGGUAAGCUUGUCAACCGGCAGGCACCAUCGGUGAGGUCAACACACCCAAUUACAAAUAGCAAACCGCGAUCCCUUUCCCCCCAAUACC
Molecule: messenger RNA, 3737 nt
Organism: Tuber aestivum (summer truffle)
Lineage: Eukaryota; Fungi; Ascomycota; Pezizomycetes; Pezizales; Tuberaceae
Source: the annotation of a GenBank genome assembly